AUGGGCGAGCCGGAGGUGCGCGCCAAGCGGGCGAACUCCCUGGCAGGGCAGAUGUUCAAGGCGGUGCUCGCGGACUCGUCCUCCGACGAGGAAGCGCUCGUCGACGCGCCCGCGGCGGCCGUCGCGCUGGCGCCGGACGACGCGGAGGCAGCGGCCGCGGUGGACGACGCGGCCGCCGCCGCGGUGGACGACGACGCGCCCGCGAAACCGAAGGUCGCCUUCGCGGCGCCGGCCGAGCCGCCGGCCGAGGACAAGCGCGCGUCGCUCCGGGCCUUCGGCCAGCAGCAGAGCGCCAAGUACCUCGACACCAACUUUGCGCGGGAGCCGUCGCGCCUGCGCACGGAGACCUUCUCGGCGACGCUCAUCGACCAGCGCAUGCGCCGGUCCAUCUACAUCGACCGCGAGCGGUCCGACGUGGGGCUCUUCGACAGCCCCAUGGAGGACGUGAGGAUGGUCCUCGAGCGCGAGGCGGCGAACGAGAGCCCGUCGGCGCGGCGGCGCGGCGAGCGGUGCUGCUUCGGCCUGCUCCCGGCGCCGCCCCUCGUCCAGCCGGACUCGAAGCUGCACGUGCGCUGGGACGUCGCGCAGGUGUUCUUCUUGGCGUACGUCGCGACGAUGGUGCCCGUACGCGUGGCCUUCGAGUGGCCCGCGCUGGGGCUCUUCCUCUGGCUGGAGCUGCUCAUCGACGUCUAUUUCUGGCUCGACAUCGUCGUGAACUUUUUGACGGUCGUGCACAUCCGCAAGGGCUUCGAGCUGACGAUGGUCACGGACCGCGCGGGCCGGGGCAGGAAACGAGUGCGAACUUCCGAACUUCAAAGGAUCCUCUCUCGGUCGUUUUCCGCUCGCGCGGGCAUCGCGUGGCACUACGCGCGGACGUGGUUCCUCCUGGACCUCGUGGCGUGCCUGCCCGUGGGCUACGCCUACAGCAUCAAGAUGUACGGCUUCAAGGAGCUCAAAUGCAACCUGGCGCCGCCGCUGGGCUGCGGCCGGGGCUUCGCGGGCGGCGGCGGCGCGCGCGAGACGAGCGGCUCGGCGUUGCGGCUCGUGAAGCUGCUGCGCAUCUUCCGCCUGCUCAAGCUCGUGCGCCUGGCGCGGCUGAGCCGCUUGUUCGAGAAGUACGAGGACGAGAUGAUGUACGUCAUGGGCUUCCUCCAGGGCGGCAAGCUCGUCUUCGUGCUGGUCUACGCGAGCCACUGGAUGGGGUGCUGCUACGCGCUCGUCUUCAAGUUCACACGCGGCGAGGUCACGGUGCUCGAGCGCUACGUCACGUCCGUCUACUGGGCCAUGCAGACGAUCACGACCGUCGGCUACGGGGACCUCCAGGACACGACGAUCAACUCGCAGAUCUUCUCGAUCCUGUGCAUGGCCAUCGGCGGGGCGGCCCGCGUCGCGGAACUACGUGGCCCCGGCGGCAUCAUGUUCGGCCACCUCAUCACGUCCGUCUUCAACGCGCUGUCUCCCGAGACGCACGAGCGGCAGCACCAGGAGCUCGUCUCGGCGAUCAUGGGCUACCUCCGCGCGAACAACAUCCCCCUCGCCGUGUCGCGCCACGUGCUCCAGCACGUCCGGAAGCAGAACUCGCGCCAGUACGUGGACCGCGACAUGCUCGGCGCGCUGCCCAAGCAGCUGCGGGUCGAAAUCUACGACUAUCUGCGACCGUACCGCGACACGAUCCUCGUGGCGCCCAUCUUCAGCGGCUGCCGCGAGCGCUUCGUGAACCACAUCUGCAUCGCGCUCUGCCCCAUCACGUUCCCCGUCGGCGACCACGUCUACGACAAGGGCGACGUCGCCGAGGAGGGCAUGUACAUCAUCAGCAAGGGCGACGUCGCCAUGCGCUACACGGAGUCGGCCGCGCCCUGGGAGGAGCCCGGCGGCCACGAUUCCGACGACUCGUUCAUGGGCCGCGCGACGGUCUCGGAGGCGCGGCCGCCGGAGGCCGCGGCCGCGGCCGACGCGCCGGGCCGCUGGAGCUUCCUCGGUAAGAAGCCCCCGCCCAAGGCGCCCGCGGCGCCCGCGGGCCACCGGCCGAGCGGCGGCGGCAAGCGCGGCUCGCGCCGCGCGUCGAUGACGCUGCGCACCGUCGACCUCGCGGACGGCCAGGUCUUCGGCGAGGCGGCGAUCCUGGGCUACCCGCGGCGCAUCGAGGACACGGUGGCCUGCACGACGACGUCGCUCCUGUCGCUCACGCAGGCGUCCAUCGAGCACGCGCUCCACCUCGAGCCGCGCGUGCGGCGGCGGCUCACGAUCAUGUUCGUCGACCGGCUCCUCAACGCGCGGUGCGCGCGCGUUGAGGUCUGCGAGAUCCUGCAGGACUGCGACCUCGCCUGGCUCCUCGACGCCGCCGGCGACGACGGGUGCGCCGUGGCGCUCGCGCCCGACUGGCGCGACCGGCUCCACGACCCGGCGCUCCACCGGCGGGACGCGUCCUUCGCGUCGCGGCCGCCGUCGCUCUCGGACCCGCCGGACGCGGCGGCCGCGUCGGCGGACCUCGCGGAGCUCAAGCGCGACGUCAAGGCCAUCCUCGCCCACCUGGGCAUCGACGGGGCGGCCCCCGGCGCUCCGUGCGGCCGCGACCGCGCGGCGGGCGCCAUGCCGACGCUCCCGAAGACGUCGAAGCGGCGCGCGCCGCCGCCGCGCACGUAUCCGCCGCUCGCGCCGCGCGCCUUCUUCGUCCGCCGCGGCGGCGGCGACGACGAAACGAACGCGGACGCGGACGCGCCGCCGGCGGAAGAGCCGCCGACGCACUGGCCCGCGCGCGUCGCGUACCUCGCGCUCGUGCUGUCGCCCGCGUCGCUCGCCGUCAUCCUGCUCCUGAGAAAACACGCCUGGUUCAUGGAGCCGGCCACAUUCUCCUACGACUUCGAGCGCCGCGUGAACGUCUACCGCGAGGAGGCCGUGUCGCCGCGCUACUUCGGCGCGCUCGCGGGCGCCCUUUGUUUCCUGAUCUUCGUCAUGUUCGUCGUCCUCUACGAGGACCACGACCACGUGCAGGAGUUCACGUCGUCGAGCGCCUUCGAGAAGGCGAUCCUCGAGGACGACGCGGCCAUGUGGGUCGUCCACUUCUACCAGAGCGGCGACGAGGACAAGGGGUCGCCCAUGAUGGCCGACGAUUUCGCCGCGUCGGCGCAGGAGGUCUACGCGACGCUGGGCGUCAGGGCGGCCGCCGUCGACGUCAAGGAGAGCGGCGUCGCGAAGGUCGCCAAGCGGCUCAACGUACAGCAGGUGCCGCUCGUGCUCGGCUUCGGCGGCGCGUCCACCAAAAACCCCUACACGGGCAAGAGCGACCGGCCCGUCGUCGCCUUCGAGCAGGUCAUGACCGAGAGCGGCUUCUCGAAGACGUCGUUCAAGCGCUGGGUCUCGUCGAAGGUCGUGCCCGGCGACGCCGUGUCGCGCGUCGAGUCCGAGGGCGCCCUCGCCAAGGCCGGCGCGCCCCUGGCCGUGCUCCUUACGGAGCGGGCGACGACGUCGGCGCUUGCGAAGAGCAUCGGCGUCGCGUUCCGCGGGCGGCUCUCGGUCGUCGAGGUGCGCGUCGCGGACGAGCCGUCGCCCCUCGCCGGCGCGCUCAGCCGCGACGGCGACGAGCUGCCCGUGCUCCUCGCGGGCGCCGACGCCUUCACGUCGCGGGAGGCCCUCACGGCCUACGACGGCGACCUGAAGGACCGCGGCGCCGUCGUGGAGUGGCUCGAGGGCUUCGCGUUGAAGGAGAAGAAGGCGUCGUCGUCCGCCAAGGCCGAGGCCGCGGCAGAACCCGCGGAGGAGGCGGGCUGGCCCGCGGGCUACGUCCUCGCGACGGCCAAAUCCGCCGAGGACUACGCCAGGCUCGUCGUGGACGCGGAAUCGGCCGUCGUCGCGUACGACAGGGCCGCGGGCCCCGGCGCGCUCGUGGGCAAGGUCCUCGACUUCGACGGCUCCGGCGCCGUCGUCGCCGUGGAGGUGGACUGCGACGACUGCGCGCCGGCGGGCCCCUACCGCGCCUACGGCGCGGGACCGAAGAAGAAGAAGCCGCUCUCCGCGGGCGACGACGCCGCGGCCGCGUUCGACGCCGCGGCCGGCACGCUCGCCGCCGACGACGUCAUGGUCAUCGCCGGGUCCAUGGACAUGGACGCCUUCAUCCGCCGCGCCAUCAGCGCCGGCGAGGGCGACGCGCCCGUCGGCGUCGCGCUCUUCACCAAAAAGGGCGACGUGUCGCCCGCGAUCCGCGCGCUCGCGACGACGCUGGGCAAGCACGCGGGCGUGAAAGUCGCGCAGUACUCGAACCCGGAGCCCGGCGCCCUCGAGGCCUACGGCGUGCGCAAGCUCCCGUCCGUGCUGGCGUUCUUCGCGCAGGCGCCGGACGAGACGACGCCCAUGGACCAGCGCGCCAUCGGCGCGGCCCAGUACGACCGCCGCCAGUUCGGCCCGCCGUCCUUCCGCAGUUUGGUGGCGUUUUCCCUGGACGUCCUGGGCCAGCUCGCGCCCGACCUCGCGAACGAAUUGGACGACGGCUUCCACGGCGCGUCGAACUUCGACGCCGCGGCGGUCAAGAAGGAGAAGGCCGCGCGCGCGGGCGGGCCCGCGCCGAAGAAGGGCGGCGCCGUCUUCUCGUCCUUCAACGACGCCGACGCCUGGGCCGAGAGCUGCGGCGCCGAGUCGCCCUACGCGCUCUGCGCGGUCGCGCUCCUCGACGAGCACGGCCGGUCGACGUUCGCCGACGAGCUCGCCGUCGCCGAGGGCGUGGCCAAGGCGGAGCAGCCGUCGCCCUUCGCCUUUGGCUGGGUCGACGGCGCGUGCUUCGCCGACUUCUCCGCCGCGUUCGACGUCUACGAGAGCUCGCUCCCGACGCUCGUGGCCUACGCGCCCAAGAAGGAGCGCUACGCGGCGCUCGUGGGCCGCUACGCGGCGGCCGACGUCAAGUCCUUCCUCCGCGGCGUCGUGUCCGGCCGCGUGCCCACGGCGCCGCUCCGCGCGGCGCUCGCGGCCCCCACCGGCGGCGACUGCGGCGCCGUCCACGCGGCCAAGUUCGCGCCGGCCGAGGAGGACUCCCUCGACGACGACUUCAUGGCCGAGCUCCUCGCCGAGGAGGCGGCCAAGGCCGCGGAGCUCGAGAAGGAGGCCGCGGAGGAGAGCAAGCGCCUGAAGAAGGAGGCCGCGGACGCGAAGAAGAAGAAGAAGGCGGCGCCGCCGGAGGACGCCGCGCCGAAGAAGAAGAAGAAGAAGAAGAAGACGACGAAGAAGAAGGAGCUCUAGGGGGUGGUGAGUGGCGUAACUUUCUCUCGGAG
This is a messenger RNA of Aureococcus anophagefferens, 5258 nucleotides long. RefSeq lists its product as hypothetical. The coding region runs from base 1 to 5226 and encodes 1741 amino acids. The transcript has 8 exons. Gene Ontology annotation, molecular function: voltage-gated potassium channel activity. Gene Ontology annotation, cellular component: membrane. The record is from RefSeq and is a predicted model, not a curated record. Gene Ontology annotation, biological process: transmembrane transport; potassium ion transport. Lineage: Eukaryota; Pelagophyceae; Pelagomonadales; Pelagomonadaceae.